AGGGCGCUAUAUUUUAAAUGGCCGCAUUCAUGUUGCCUGGAUUUUGUAAAUAAAGGUAGUCCUUCAGCAUGUUCGGUUCAUAAUUAGGUCUCCUAUUCAAUAAUUCUUGAGGAUUGCAAGUAUGGGGAAUGCUGACUCCAUACUUCCUCCAGAAAAAAUUGCUGAACUAGAAAAGAGAACACAUUUUAAAUCGAAAGAGAUUGAGAAAGUGUUGUCAUACUACGCACAGUAUGAUAGGUCACCAAAUGGUCAAGAUGGAAUACCAAUGGAGGAUCUCUCAGAUAUUGCAGAGCUCUGUGGAUGUCCUUUCUUUGAAAGACUUGCAUAUGCGUACUUAGAAAGGCCAGCUAUGAACCUCAAGGCAGAACCCUUCCUUCAGAUAUUCUCCUUCUUGAGCUCACGUGCAUCAGUAGAAGAAAAAAGCAAGGCACUCUUUGAUUGUCUGGACUGUAGUCAUGAUUGCAGCCUUGGAUUUGAUGAGCUAUUUCGCUUCUACAAGUGUAUCUUGAACCCUGCUGUAGAUGAUGAUUACAUUAUUGAUUUGGUGGUCCGCAUCCUUGAGAGACCAGAAAUAAAACAGGAGCAUCGUGUGUCAUUUGAAGAGUUCCAAAAGCUGAUAUCGACAGAAGAAAUCAAGGAGAAAAUGACAGUGGACCUUCAGUUAGCAAUAUGAUGUUCGAAAAUUAAAACAUUUUUGCUUUGAGUAGUUCAGUGCAAUAAAGUCAACAGAAAAAUUCACACUGACCAAAUUAUUAACCAGAUUAACAUAUAUUAGUGUUGUCAGCUGGAUCAAAUUAUGGUUAUUAUUGUUUUCACUGAGGAUUAAAAGUUUAGGUUCAUUUUUCAGCUACGAAGAGGCCUUGCAAGGUACAUUAAGUUUUCAGAGUGUUUCAGACAUAAUGUUAAUGGUAACAUUCAAAGCAGUUUUUCAAGAGAAACACAUAAAACGGUUGAAACGUCUUUAAUGUUGUAAAAAUGUUAAACUGGUAGCAAUCAAAAUAUUUCAUAAUAAAUUGUAUAAAAUAACACGCAGCUGACAUGUUUGUGGUUUUACAGGUAUCCAGUGCUGUGCAAGUACCCAUUAACAAACUAAAACUCGUUGAUGAAUGUAAGUGAAAUGGACCGGGAGUAGUGAGUAAACUGAAAGCACAAUGCGGUAAUUAAAACUGCUUAAACAUGUAACUGCAAGUGUAGUAAAUUUCUUCAAAUUCUUACAAAUAAACUGAGUAAUAUGCAGAAUGGAAAGUAGUGGAAAAACUUCGA
Messenger RNA from Acanthaster planci (crown-of-thorns starfish), 1263 nucleotides. Its product is annotated as calcineurin subunit B-like. The record is from RefSeq and is a predicted model, not a curated record. Lineage: Eukaryota; Metazoa; Echinodermata; Asteroidea; Valvatida; Acanthasteridae.